Molecule: messenger RNA, 1308 nt
Organism: Symbiodinium sp. CCMP2456
Lineage: Eukaryota; Dinophyceae; Suessiales; Symbiodiniaceae
Source: the annotation of a GenBank genome assembly
AUGUCAAUCAGCUCUUCUUGUUCCCGUGCGGCAUCAUGUCACAAUAAAUCUCCUUCCUCCAAUCCAAAGCUGCUCACCACCGCCAUUAGCCAGUGCGGCAAGAUCAUCCAAUGGAGGAAAGCACUCGUUCUACUGUUUCAGCAGCAACAGUCCAAUGUCAUAGCCUACAGCUCUGCCAUCAAUGCUUGUGCAAAAGCUGCCGAGUGGCAGUGGUCUUUGUGUCUGCUGGAGGACCUUACAGACAGGCGUGCACACGCCAACGAGGUCACUUGCAAUUCCGCGAUCGCUGCUUGCGCACAAGCUAAUGAGCUGAAACGCAUGCAAUGCCUGUUCAAUGAAUAUGAGCAAAGAGGGCUGCGACGGAAUGUGAUCACGCAUAGCUCCGUAAUCGGUGCAUACAAAGCAGUGGGAGACUGGCAGCUUGCUCUGACGUUGCAGCAUGACAUGGAGCAGCUGUUCGUCCGAGCAAACAUCGUCACGUACAAUGCAGCCAUUAGCACCACCGAGCCAGGGGGCCACUGGCAAGUUGCUAUGAUCGCACUACAGGUAAUUGAGGCUUGCCAAGUGCAAGCAUCUGCAGUAACCUUGACAUCAACAAUCUCCGCUUGUAGGGGAGAUGGAAAGUGGCAACUACCACUGGCCUUACUUUCCGACCAUCCUGGCCGAGACAUGCAAGCUUCAACCAUUGCUUGCAACGCGGCUAUCAGCACUUGCGCACGCGGUGCCAACUGGCGAGAUGCUGUGUACCUCCUGCAGGGACUGCCCGUCCAGCACGUCCGUGCCGAUGUCAUCACCUUCAAUGCCGUUGCCACUGUCCUGUCAUCUGCCCAUCAUUGGAAAAGAGCGGAGCAGCUCUUGGGGGAGCUGUGGCAGCUGGCCGGAGCGAACCUUGUUACAUACAACACAGUCCUGAGCGCUUACGAAACUGCAGGAGGCUGGGCUCGGGCUCAGCGUUUUCUAAGGGAUCUGGAUGCAAGGAAGCUGGAAGCAAGUACGGUUUCCUAUAACACGGCCAUUAGCGUCUGUGCUUGGGACGGAGACUGGAAGCAGGCGAUGCUCUUGCUGCAGCAAGUCGCAGUGCAGUGGCUUCAGCCGGAUAUGAUCUCUGCUACCUCGGCUGUUAGCGCCUGUGAACAGGCCGAGGCCUGGACAAAUGCUCUGGAACUCCUCACUCGCCUGCACGAGGAGCGUCUCGAAGCCAACACGGUUGCCUAUGCCGCCGCCAUCAGUGCCUGUCAGCGUGCAGGCCAUGCAGCACAGGUCAAACAACUUUUCAAGGAGAUGAGGAAGCAAGCCGUGCCGGCUAAC